AUGGGUAACACCGCCAGCACACCGUCUACGCCCGAUGUUCCAGAGAACUCGAGGCUGACUCCGCCAGCCGGCAGCAUCACUGUGUGCGCGACGGGAGAAUGUGACUGGCCUACCAUCUCGUCGGCUGUGAACAGCAUUUCCAACACGUCCACAGACCCGACGACCAUCUUCGUCUAUAAUGGCACCUACACGGAGCAGGUGUAUCUGCCACCCAAGGCGGCCAAGGUCACCAUCUAUGGGCAGACCUCGGACAUCACCAGCUACCACGGCAACACUGUGACCCUGCAGUACAACUCCUCCCUUGCCGUUGCGCCAAACGACGAGUGGACCGCCCCCUUGGUCAACGAGUCGCCCAACACUGCGGUCUACAACCUCGACGUCCGCAACCUCUGGGGCGAGGGCUACCAGGCCGUCGCCAUAUCCGCCUACAACACCAGCCAGGGCUACUACGGCCUGGGCAUCUACGGCUCCCAGGACACCCUCCUGGCCGAGGUGGGCAACCAGUUCUACGCCAACAGCUACAUCGAGGGCAUGACCGACUUCAUAUUCGGCGAGCACGCGCGCGCCUGGGUCACCAACUCGACCGUCGCCAGCAACGGCUACGGCUGGGUCACGGCCAGCGGGCGCGUCGACGAAAACGACCCGAGCUGGUACGUCAUCACCGACAGCGUGGUCACCACCGCCGAGGGCGCCGAGGUCGAGGACGGCAGCGUCUUCCUGGGCCGCCCCUGGCGGAACUGGGCCCGCGUCACGUUCCAGCGCUGCGAGAUGGGCAGCCACAUCAACGAGACGGGCUGGUCCGAGUGGACCACGGACGAGCCGCAGACGGACCGCGUCACAUUUGAGGAGUGGGACAACACCGGCGCGGGCUCGGACACGAGCGACAGGGUCGGCUACUCCACCGUGAGGAACUCGCCCCUGCCGAUUGAGUUCAUCCUGGGGGCCGACUACAAGGACUGGGUUGACGAGCUGUACCUGCCUUCUGAGUAA
Molecule: messenger RNA, 990 nt
Organism: Diaporthe citri
Lineage: Eukaryota; Fungi; Ascomycota; Sordariomycetes; Diaporthales; Diaporthaceae
Exons: 2
Coding region: 1-990 (329 amino acids)
Biological process (GO): cell wall modification
Molecular function (GO): pectinesterase activity
Source: RefSeq, a predicted model, not a curated record